GGUGACAUUUUUGUAGUUAGCUUUUAACAGAACAAUGUUUUAAGUGUCUUUGAAAAAGUGAUUUAAAAUAUAAGUUAAUCCUACUUUAAAAUAUAAUUUAUAAAAAAUUGGUUUUCUAUAUGAUAUUUUAUUACUUCUUUCAAACGUUAAUUUUUUUUAUUUAUUUGCCUUUACCAAAUAUUAUGAAUAUGUGUGUUUUUAUCAGUAAAUAAUGAUUUUUAAACCUUAAUAAUCGGGAUAACUUUGACAAACUGAAAAUAUUACUUUUAAAAAUUAAUAGAUAUUAUUGGUCUUUGAGAGCUCCUUAAUUUUGAAGGCUCUCCAAGAUUCUUUUCGUAAAGAUAAUUAUUCUCUAUUGGAACUUAAAUAGAUAUUUCUUUUAGCUGAAAACAGAAUAUCCCAAUUACACAAAAUGUGUUAGACACUUAUAAAAAUAAAAUGGUGACUGAUAGGUUUUAUAUUAUUAUAAUUAUUAUACUUGGUUAUUGAUUGAUUAAACUAGACUAGUCUUGGAUGAAAAAAAUAUUUAAUUAAUUAUAAUAUUUCUAAAUUUCAGUCAGCUAAUUUACCAACUAUAAAUUUAUAGUCAUAAGAUGAACUUCUAUCAAGAGUAUAUUAUCUGUUCAUCAACUGAAUUAUCUGUCAUCUGAGAGUACCUAUUGUCAAAUAGGAACUUAGUUGCUAAAUUUUGCCCAAAAGAACCUUAAACAACACAAAAUCAAAGUUGUACUGUUUUUUUAACAGAAACAAAGUUUUAAUGUUUUUGUUCCAAUCAAAUUCCUAAUGUCAUAUGGAGGUUAUGGUGAUUACUAAGCCACGUUGAUGCAAACACAGAAAUAGAAGAGAAUCAAACCAUCUUUUUGUAACUUCCACUCCCUUCCUAUCUUCCUCACCUCUCUCUUUCUCUCUCUGUCCUUCCUUUUAUCACAAUCUAUCUCAUUCAUUUCAAUGGCUUCUGCUUCCAUAUCUGAUCCUUCACUCUCCACGAAGAAGAAAAGGACAAAUGGGUCUGCGAAACUGAAGCAAAUCAAGCUUGAUGUUCGGCGUGAACAAUGGCUUUCUCGAGUCAAAAAGGGAAGUGAAGUUGACUCAAAUGGAAGGCUUGAUCAUUGUCCUUCAUCAAAGAACAUUGUCAUUGAGGAGAAUAAAUCAUCAAUCAAGGAAAAUAGAAGGAAAAGAGGAGAGGAUAUUGAAGGCUCUUGCAUCCAGGGUAAUGAUUCAGGAUCCAUUAUAAAUAGUUCCGUUCAAAAUAGUGUUGAUCUUGAUGAGUCAGGGAGUGAUUUCUCUGGGAGUAGCAGCAGCAGCAGCAUGAGUGCUUGUUUAUCAGGGAAUGUCAGUGACAAAGAAAUGGAUGGAAGCCUAGAUGACUGGGAGGUUGUAGCUGAUGCUUUAUAUGCAAAUGAUAAUCUAUGUUCUGUGGUUUCAGAAUCUUCUCCAGUUCAAGAGGCUGCCAAGAAUCUCACAGCAGAUUUCACAAAACCAGAGUUCAAAUCAGCGGUUCAUGAAUCACAUCCAAACCGUCGAGCGUGGAAACCUGACGAUGUUCUUCGGCCUCAGGGUUUGCCAAACCUCUCAAAGCAACAUGGUUCUCAGUUAAACACAAACUGGCAUGGUAACCACAAAACUGUACCUUUUUCAUGGCAAACAAUAAUGUCACAACCUCCUCAAUGUCCCAUCUGUUAUGAAGAUUUAGACAUGACAGACUCAAGUUUUCUUCCUUGUUCAUGUGGGUUCCAUCUCUGCCUAUUUUGUCACAAAAAGAUUGUUGAAGCAGACAGCCGAUGUCCGGGCUGCAGAAAACCGUAUGAUCAUGCAGAUGGCAAUGUUGGAUUCGACAUGGGAGUCAAGGCUUUCCCCUUUGCACAAUCUUUCAGUAUGAGUACAGGGUGCUAGGUUCUAGAUGACAGAUUUUGUUUCUGGAAAACAUCAUGUAAAUGUUAUGUUUCUCCUUUCGCUUGAUUUAUAAGAUCAAAUUUAGGAGAUCAAGUUUCAUCAAUCAAGAAUAUGAGUAUAAUAGUAAAUAGGUAGAGGUUUAAACCAAGCAGAUAAACUAGUUAGAUCUUUGGGAAGUUUGAUUUGCAUUACCAUUGUUUUAGUCAUAUGCUAAUGCAGAAAAGAUAGUUAACUUUGAAGAUUCAAAUUUGAAUGAUUCUUGCUUUUUU
Molecule: messenger RNA, 2162 nt
Organism: Vigna angularis (adzuki bean)
Lineage: Eukaryota; Viridiplantae; Streptophyta; Magnoliopsida; Fabales; Fabaceae
Exons: 3
Coding region: 949-1893 (314 amino acids)
Biological process (GO): protein ubiquitination
Cellular component (GO): CCR4-NOT complex
Molecular function (GO): ubiquitin-protein transferase activity
Source: RefSeq, a predicted model, not a curated record